This is a messenger RNA of Umbelopsis ramanniana AG, 3745 nucleotides long. RefSeq lists its product as uncharacterized. Gene Ontology annotation, molecular function: ATP-dependent DNA damage sensor activity; ATP binding; mismatched DNA binding. The transcript is spliced from 18 exons. The record is from RefSeq and is a predicted model, not a curated record. Bases 41 to 3622 code for a protein of 1193 amino acids. Gene Ontology annotation, cellular component: MutSalpha complex; nucleus. Gene Ontology annotation, biological process: mismatch repair. NCBI's taxonomy places the organism in Eukaryota, Fungi, Mucoromycota, Umbelopsidomycetes, Umbelopsidales, Umbelopsidaceae.
CUUUUUUUCGGCGUUUUGUCCUGACUGAUCGCGCGUCUACAUGGGAAUCGCUUCAAAAGAGAAUGAACCCAGAGCAAAGGCUAAUCAAAAACCGCCGCAAACUGUAAUGGCUCAACGUUCACUGUUAUCCUUUUUCAAACCGCCUACUGCUACUAAUGUGCCAAAAGCACAAGAAGCAUCUUCGAAGCCGGAACAACCAAAACGCGUUGCGGCAGAGGAAUCCGAUAUCGCUCAAAAGAUCCCGGAAUCUCCUUCAAAGAAGCGCCCAACACAUAUGGAACAUAGACCGAAACCUUCUCGAGCUUCUCCUACACCUGGUGCGCUUGAGAGUAUGGAUAUCGACACUACAGGCGGGAACAGCGACGAGGAGCUUUUCGACUCGGCCAAGCGCUCGGCACGCUCAAAGCGAAGACUCCAGUACUUUGAAUCUGAUUCCGAAGACGAAGAAAAAGUAGCCAAAGUGUCCACAAGUAAUGUGGAUAAGGGCCAACCAAAGAAGAGAAAACUCGUUCGACGAAAGGUUGUUAGUGAUAGCGAUGAUUACGAGGACGAAGGGGCGGAUGACAUUGAAGAGGAGGACGAUGACAUUGUGGCUGACAUGAGUGAAGAUGAUGCCCCAGUCCAAGCAAAACCAUCGCCUGUCAAAGCCAAACCGGCUGCCAGCCUAACUCCCGUACAACAAAGAUUCAGCAACAUCAGCAUGACUUCACCGUUAAAGAAGCCAUCAGCAUUCUCUCCAUCAUCGCCUUCCAAGGCCAAAAAGGAAGACAAAGAUCAACGGUACGCUUGGCUAUUGCAUCCAAAAGAUGCCGACGGAAAUCCAGAGGGAUCUGAAAACUAUGAUUCCAGAACUCUGCUUGUACCAAAAAAUGCUUGGGACAGAUUUACGCCUUUUGAAAAGCAGUAUUGGGAGAUUAAAAGUAAACAUUGGGACACUAUUGUCUUUUUCAAAAAAGGAAAAUUCUACGAACUGUACGAAAAAGAUGCUGACAUUGGUCAUCAAGAAUUCGAUCUAAAGCUUACCGACCGUGUCAAUAUGCGCAUGGUUGGUGUCCCGGAGAUGUCCUUUGACAUGUGGGCCGCUCAAUUUGUUGCAAGAGGGCAUAAGGUAGCUAAGGUAGAUCAGAUGGAGACCGCGAUAGGCAAGACAAUGCGAGAGAGGGAGACCAAGAGCAAGGCUGACAAAAUCAUUAAACGUGGUCUCAGUUAUGUGCUCACUGCUGGAACUCUGGUGGACUCUGGUCUACUGACAAGUGAUAUGAGCAUUUACUGCAUGUCAAUCAAAGAACUCUGCUCAACUGAGAACGCUGCGCCUUCUUUUGGCAUCUGCUUCGUUGAUACCUCCACAGCUCAUUUUAAUUUGGCUGUAUUUGAGGAUGACGUUAACCGAACCAAACUGGAGACACUUUUAAUGCAAGUACAGCCUCGUGAAGUGAUUACUGAGAGGGGUCAACUAAGUCAAAAGACGACACGCUUACUGAAGAACACACUUUCGAAUCCAAUUUGGAAUCAAUUGAUGCCAGAGAGGGAAUUUUGGGAUGAGCGAGUUACAGAGGAUGAAAUACGUAUUGCAAAAUACUAUGAAAGGGACGGUAAAGACGAAUGGCCGCAAGUAUUAGUUGAAGCCAAGGAGCAUCCUAUCCUCAUGUCAGCUUUGGGUGGACUGAUCUGGUAUCUGCGUUCGCUCAAACUUGACAAGGAGCUAUUGUCCUUGAAAAACAUCACUCAUUACGAUCCCAUUAAAAACACAACCUCUCUCGUUCUUGACGGACAAACAUUGGCCAACUUGGAAAUCCUUCAGAACUCGUAUGACGGAUCUGAUGAAGGAACCGUCAUUAAAUUAUUGAAUCAGUGUGUUACACCAUUUGGAAAGCGUCUCUUCAAACGAUGGCUAUGCCACCCUCUGCGAAGUACAGGUGAUAUUGUUGAGCGACAAGAUGCCGUCGAAGAACUCAUGGCGUACGUUGACGUACAGGAAAUGAUUGCAACAAAUUUCAGAGCCCUCCCUGAUUUAGAGAGACUUAUAUCUCGCAUUCAUGCUGGAAAUUGCAAAGUCAAGGAGUUCCUCGUUGUUCUUGAGGCGUUCAAGUCCUUGCAGAAAAGCAUAGAUUCUUUGGAAUCAUACGCUUCAGAUUUUAAUUCCAAUCGUUUGAAGAAUCUCAUUUCUCAAUUCCCCAAAUUGAAUGAUCAGAUCACCUAUUUCGGAGAAGCCUUUCAGACGGGAGAAGUCAUGGUGGACUAUCAAAGAAUCACAACCAUUAUACCACAGCCAGGAAUUGAAGAAGACUGGGAUGAAGUUCAGGCGACUUUGUCAGAUUAUGAAAGACAGUUCCAGGAGCAUAUCCAAGAUAUGAGAAAGCAACACAAGUGCUCCAAACUGGUAUACAAAGAUCUUGGAAAGGAGAUAUACCAAAUAGAAGCUCCUAAAGAAUUUCGUGCACCAAAGGAAUGGGCAAGGUUGUCUGCCACUGGGAAAUUGUCUCGCUACUGGACACCUACCAUUCGUAAACUUGUCGGCGAAUACAAAGAAGCACUGGAGACGAAGAAUAGCAUUGUCAAGAGCUUCACAAGUCGCGUAUAUGCCAAAUUUGACGAGCACUAUUUCACUUGGCUAUCUGCUGUUAAACAUGCUGCUGAAUUGGACUGUUUGUUAAGUUUGGCAAUUAGCUCGAUGUCACUUGGAGAACCUGUCUGCCGUCCAGAAUUUGUUGAUAGCGAGAAGAGUGUGCUGGAGUUGCAUGAUUUACGCCAUCCAUGUAUUGCGGCUGGAGUUGCAACGGAUUUCAUUCCCAAUGACACAUACUUGGGUGGAGAACGGCCAAACAUCAUAGUGCUAACUGGUCCCAAUAUGGGUGGUAAAUCGACACUACUGCGCCAGACUUGUGUAGCAAUUAUUAUGGCCCAGCUUGGAUGCUAUGUUCCUGCCAGCAGAUGUCGUAUGACUCCAUUCGAUCGUAUCUACACGCGUAUUGGUGCAAACGACAAUAUUCUUGCCGGUCAAUCAACUUUCAUGGUCGAACUAUCAGAGACUUCCAAGAUUCUACACGAGGCAACCCCGCACUCUAUGGUUAUUCUCGAUGAACUAGGUCGAGGUACAUCCACAUUUGAUGGCUACGCAAUAGCCUAUGCGGUUCUUCAUUACUUAGCCACGCAUGUCGGUUGCCUUGGAUUGUUUUCGACACAUUACCAAACACUUUGCCAAGAAUUCGAACGGGUUCCUGAAGUCGUAAAUAUGCAUAUGGCGUAUCACAUUGAUGAAAAUGAGCAUGACAUCACAUUCUUGUACAAGCUUACAGAAGGUGCAUGUCAAAAGUCAUUUGGUAUGAACGUUGCAAACAUGGCGGGCAUUCCGAAAUCCAUCGUGGAGCAAGCUGACUCGGCAGCAACGCAGUUUGAGCAAACUCAUCGCUUAAAAGAUACCACCCUUCUAAUGGAUGUCGAUUCGAGUGGACCUGUCGCCACCCCGUCUAUGCUUUCUGAUUUUGAGUAUCUCAUGAAAGUCGGUAAAUCUAGUGCGGAUGACGAUGUGGGUGACAAGGCUGAUGAUACUCGGAACACAGCGGGUAGACAUCAUCGCCAGCUACAGAUUUUGAAGCGAAUCGCCAAAGCAUAUGCGCAUUAGAACACUGUGUACGUUUAUAGAUCUACACAGUUCAUGAUACACAUUUACCUAAAUUGUAUAUCUUUUCCUUACGACCAUCGACAUAACAACAAUAAAAGCUCUCUUCAUCGUCAUCUUAACGCA